Molecule: messenger RNA, 901 nt
Organism: Cyprinodon variegatus (sheepshead minnow)
Lineage: Eukaryota; Metazoa; Chordata; Actinopteri; Cyprinodontiformes; Cyprinodontidae
Gene: atraid
Product: all-trans retinoic acid induced differentiation factor
Exons: 7
Coding region: 28-723 (231 amino acids)
Biological process (GO): positive regulation of osteoblast differentiation
Cellular component (GO): intracellular membrane-bounded organelle
Source: RefSeq, a predicted model, not a curated record
CCAGUCACAUGACUACAGUCAAUAAAAAUGAAAGCAUCGCUAGCCUGGACGGAAAUUGUUGCUCUUAUAAUUAUCCUUAAGGUGUGUUUUAACGCGAGUCAUCAGCUGACUGGGCUGCAGGUAUGUUCGCUGUGUGCUGGGCUAGUUCGAAACAAUUCCGAAGUGGAUCGGUUCUGUUCUUCAUCCGCCGGACGAAUAGAUAGGAGAUGCUGUCUAUCAAAUGAUAACUCCAGUGACCCUGAACGCAUCAUCGGGUUGGAUUUAUCAAAUUGUUCACUGACUACAGUUGAAGACCUUUCAGGGGCCUCUGAAGUAUUAAUGGUAGAUCUGUCACUGAAUCCCAUUGUCAACAUCAGUGAAAAGGUCUUCUUAGGAUUUCUGGACCUAAAUUAUGUAUUUUUACCAGAGGACAUAGGUUGUCCGGGCGGGAACGUUUCAUGGCAACAAGUGACAGUUGAAAAGGGAAGACGGUUUUGCAAGGGCCAGACAAACAUGUGCAACCAGACAAGACAGAUGUCAAUGAGCUGUCCGGAAAAUUCCCUUUGCUGUCCUGAUGGUCCUGGCUUCUUUCAGUGCAAAUGUUCUGAAAGUUAUCAUGGAUAUAAAUGUCUCCGACAGGGUGACUUCCCACCCCUUAAGGUGUUUGGGCCCCUGGCAGGAUCAACGGUUCUGAUCUCCUUCCUGCUGUGGGUCACGCAGAGACGUAAAGCCAAAUCUCUCUGAAGAUAAGUUGCUUUUAAUAAGACAAGAAACUGACUCCUGAAAGAGAAAAUAAUGCUGACAAAGCCUGCUGUGGCAGCAUGCUCAUUUGUAAACAUUUUACAAUGUUUUUUGUUGUUUUUUUUUCGGUGCCGCUUUGACAAAAAAAAAAAAACUGACGUUUUAAAUAUAAAUGAUGCAA